AGAGCAAUAAUGCAAAAAGAUUGCGUAAAACGAAUCGAUAGCAUCGUGACGUUCCAGUUUAUUGAUUUUUCGGGAUAAAUCGAUAAUGCUCGAAAAAAUCGAUAAAACGUGAAAACUCACUGUCGACGGCAAAAAACAACACAACCAACACCAGAAUAACAUUUAUUUCACGAAAAUUUCAAAGUAAUAAUGCAAAAAGUUUGCGAAAAACGGAUCGAUAGCGUCGUGGCGUCGGCUGUCGAGGGUUCUGGAAUGUUCUACGCGGUGAGAUUCGAGCCGCCGCCGUCGAAAACUUGCUUUGACGUGACUCUAAAGACGUACGGACCGCCCUACACCGAGUACAUCGUAACCGUCGCAAUUCCGCCGAAAUUCCCGUUCUCGCCGCCGGCGAUCACUUGCAAAACUGAUAAAAAUAUGAAAUUCCUGUUUUUGGAGGAAAAUCAAUGGAAACCGUCUACCGGAAUUGUUGCAGUCCUUAUCGAAGCCUGCAGUGUGAUUUCGCGUCGAGACCUGGUCCCCCGUGCACCGGUUCUUCCACGCAUCCGUCCACCACAAGCACGUACGCCAACUAGUGCUUCGCCUGCAAAGUCGCCACAGAAAGCUGAUUGAUUGAUUUUUGAGUAGAAAAAAUAAAGUUUUGAAUGUUUAAAUU
Caenorhabditis elegans is the source of this 652-nucleotide messenger RNA. RefSeq names its product UBC core domain-containing protein (gene C17D12.5). Lineage: Eukaryota; Metazoa; Nematoda; Chromadorea; Rhabditida; Rhabditidae. The record is from RefSeq and is marked reviewed. The transcript has 4 exons. The coding region runs from base 190 to 609 and encodes 139 amino acids.